Micropterus dolomieu (smallmouth bass) is the source of this 2514-nucleotide messenger RNA. RefSeq names its product SHC-transforming protein 4-like. The record is from RefSeq and is a predicted model, not a curated record. The transcript is spliced from 13 exons. The coding region runs from base 256 to 1983 and encodes 575 amino acids. Gene Ontology annotation, biological process: intracellular signal transduction; cell surface receptor protein tyrosine kinase signaling pathway. Lineage: Eukaryota; Metazoa; Chordata; Actinopteri; Centrarchiformes; Centrarchidae. Gene Ontology annotation, molecular function: receptor tyrosine kinase binding. Gene Ontology annotation, cellular component: plasma membrane.
AGGUAUCCCAUUUUAUAAUCUGGGGACACAGUAAGACAAUUUAUUAAAAAUCAGCUGAUUAGCUAUUCAACCAAAAUGAUCAACGUAAUGCGCGUCAUGCCUCUCUGUAAUUCUGCUAUCUGUAGUCAAAUCUCCUUUAUCAAGUCAAUCCUCUGUUUUUGAUAACUGUCAUUGUUAGUCUAAUUCCUUUUCCCAGGUUUUUCUUUUGUCUUUUUUACUUUGUCCCAGUGCUCUCUUUUGUCCUGUUCCCUGAUUAUGAGAGAGCAAACCUUACUAAGGUUCAAAUCACAGACAGGACUCUUACCAGGCAUGCUGAAGCGCACCAAAUACAGUCGUCUGCGCAACGAUUCGCUGACGUCUCUGGAGGAUCCACCCCAAAGAAUGCUGACGGACCUGUGCUUAGACUCUGAUUUUGCCCAGCUGGAUCCCAGGAUGCCUACACACCAUGGGCCGUCCACCCUGAGGGACUUCAUUCCCCGCAUGGCCAACAUCCGAUUGCAAAGUCCUAUUUCCCUGCAGAGCCUUAGGGGACAGACAAACACAGCCAGGGACAGAGCCAUUGAUGGACAAACUGACAGACCCUUUUCCGGAACAGAGUGGGGUUCUGGCCCUACUCAGAGAUUUUGUAGCCAACCCUCCCUCAAUGUGCCCCUAUCCACUGGCCACCACCUAACUCAUUUUGCUCUGCACUGCACAAAAAGACCCAUCACCCUGCAUCGGAUGGCCAGCCUCCCCUGGACCCCUAGUUGUCCUCCUCACUCGCAACACAGAGAUGGUCUAUGUUGUCUGAAGAUUUCUUCUGCGGUGGAUGACUGUACAGUGGUACAGAUGGCAAACAGAGCUGUUCACCAUCACAUCAAGUACAUGGGUAGUGUGGAGGUGACCCAGUCCAUGAGAACCCUUGACUUUGAAACGAGAAUGCAAGUCACACGAGAGGCAAUCAGCAGACUGUGUGAGAGGGCAUCAGCGCAUAAGACAGCAAUGAAAACUAAAAGGCCUGUAUGCAAGGGACUGUCUGCUAUUCUGGGUCAAAUCAACCUACAGUUUUCUGGGAGCAGGAUCAUCCUCGCUGUCUCCACAGACAGUGUGACUCUGAUCACUGCCUCCUCCUUACAGAUUGCCUAUCACCCCAUGCAGGCCAUUUCAUUUGCCUCAGGAGGAGACCCAGAUAUGGCAGAUUACAUUGCUUAUGUUGCUAAGGGCCCCAUCAAUCAGAGAGCAUGUCACAUCCUGGAGUGUCCCCAGGGCCGGGCUGGUGAGGUUAUCAACAGCAUCGGUCAGGCCUUUGAGACUCGUUUCCGACAACUUCUCAGCCACACGCCACCGGUCCUCUCGUCCAAUCCCAGGUCAGCAGUGAAAAUCUGUCCCAAAUGGAGCCCAGAGAUAACCACAGAACAAAAGACCAAGCAGCAAGGUGAAGCCAGCAAGUAUCAUGACUACUACAAUGUGAUCCCAGGAAAGACGCCACCCGCUGGUGGAAUAGAGGACCUGCGGCUCACAAGGGAGGAGAACAAACAGGAUGCUGACAUGCGGGGGGUUUGUUGGUCCCAGCCUGUUUCACUGUAUGAGAACUGCUCCAACACAGAAGAAAUUCCAGCUCCAUCUGCAGUCUCAGUGGAAUUUGAGGUUAGUGCUGAACAGUGUACUCCUGUCUCUGAGACACGGAUCCAGGACCUGAUCCAGGAAGAGGGCUGGUUCCACGGCAGGUUAGGAAGAGAGCAGGCAGAGUCACUUCUCAGCUGUAGUGGGGAUUUCCUGGUGAGAGAGAGCAGCUCUGCCUCUGGUCAGUAUGUACUCAGUGGUAUGGAGGGAGCCACUGUGCGGCACCUACUGCUGGUUGAUCCACAUGGACAGGUGCGGACCCGUGAUCAGGUGUUUCUGAGUGUUGGUCACCUGGUGCGUUUCCACAUGGAAAACCAGAUGCCUAUCGUUUCUGGGAGCAGCGAGCUGUGUCUGAAACAGCCAGUCCUACUAAGACACUAACACACACACUCAUAGACUGUCACGUGCAUACAUUACCCUUCAGCGGUUCUCAGUGUUUUUGGAGGUGAGACACAAUGUGGCCCCUCCCCAAAAUGUAAAUCUUUCAACAAUUUUAGCCAUGUGAACAUUUUAAUUCAACCACGUCCUGCAACAUGUAAGACAUCGCUUCCCAGAAUACUUUAGUAUUUGGUCAUUAAAGUACAAAUAUUGUAUAUAUGCAGUGAAUUCUUUAAUUUUCCUAACAUUUGAGUAAAUUCUCACACGUGCACACUGUGCCUCGCCCUGUGUGGAGAACAACCGCUGGCCCACAGAACAUCCUGUCUCUGUCUCUCAGGCUGAAUUUGCUGGUGUUUACUCAAAGUUUAAGCACAAUAACUUGUGUCGGGAGGAAAUUACCAGAAUGUUGGCAGACUUUCAGGAUAAUUUUUUUACAGGCUAAAUUUGUCUUGUGUCUAUUCAUUUUGAGUUUUUAUUGUUUUGUGUCCCCAUUUCCCAUGCUUGACUUUUGAAAAUAAAUUUUCAUUGCACUUA